Molecule: messenger RNA, 1950 nt
Organism: Populus trichocarpa (black cottonwood)
Lineage: Eukaryota; Viridiplantae; Streptophyta; Magnoliopsida; Malpighiales; Salicaceae
Product: zinc finger CCCH domain-containing protein 62
Exons: 9
Coding region: 141-1646 (501 amino acids)
Molecular function (GO): metal ion binding
Source: RefSeq, a predicted model, not a curated record
CCUAAUUCCCGCUUAGCAGCAACGGAAACAUUAUUUUUGAAAAAUAUCAUUAUUUUUGUUUCCAUCAACGCUUACCUUAUAUAAACCCUUUUGAUUUUAAAGAACAAAAACCCAAAUCAAAGCAGUCAGCGCACUUAACAAUGGUAACCUAUAAACAAAAAAAACCCCAAGAUGAACAAGAAGAAGAAGUUUAUAGUACUGAAAGUGGAGGGUCCGACCCGGAUUAUGAUUCUGAUACUGAUCCAAGUUACAGCAUUAUUGAAGAGACUCGAAGCAAUCUCUCAAGAUUGUCUAUCAAGAAGAAAUCAAAGUCACGCGUUGCAAAGGAUCUGGACCUGAGCUUUGAUAAAGACCCAGGAGAAAAAGAGACGAAAUUGGCAGAAGUAGAUGAGAAAAGUUAUGAGGAAGUUCAAAAGAUCAUACAAGAUUCUUUGAGAUUGGGUUUUGAUUUCUUGCUUUGUGACGUGAUGGAAGCUGGGAAGUUAGAGGGGCUCAAAGUGGAGCAAUGUAAGGUCUAUUUGAGGAAGAAUAAAUUGAGACUGACUGGCAAAAAGGACACACUCAUCCAGCGCAUAAAGGAGCAUCAAGAGAUUUUGAGUGGCGGAGGGGAGAAAAAGUACCCCAUAUCUAGCUUUGUUUUGGACUGUAAAGGGGAUGCAUGCAGAGGUGACAUUGUCAUGUUUGACCAGAAUGUUUACGAUAAGUAUAAUAUAGCAUCACGAAGUGCCAUGGGUCCUCCUAUCGGAACAAGGAUGGUUGCAGGUAAAAUUGUGCAGGAAAGCUAUGGUGCUGCCAAGCAACAGCAUACAUUUACAAUAGAAGUCCUUUGGAGCAAAGGGGAGAAUCCACUCCCUCCACUUCAUCCCCUCCUGAUAAAGGGUCGGAACCUGUAUCGAAUGAAGACCUUAAGACAGAGAUGGGAAGAUGAAGGAGAAAGGCGCAAGAUUCUUCUCGAAAAGCACUUAAGAGGUUCUCUCGCCAGGUCUAGCAGAGAAACCAGGAUCCAGGAGAAGGAAGGGAGGAAAAUGCUCAGGGUGGAAAGGGCCUUGAAAAAGGAAGAGACAAACAAGAGUCGCUCUCAUUUAAAUCCCCGCACAAGUUUAACCAAUGGGUUGUCAAGGAUGGAUCAGAGACAACCCUUGAAAUGUGCUGACAGCUAUCGUCCAAUGGGAUCACCACACAGACAAGGCUGCGAACAACCUAAACUUCAUGCAAACCGAGGGGAAAAUGAUUACCGCGGUCAAGUUCCUGGAAACUCAGUCGAGUACAGUGACAUCCAGGAUGAUUUUUGUUCAAGGUCUCCCAACUUCUGUAGAAAGCCACUGGCAAUCAUUCAUAACUCUAGUCCAAUUAGAUCACCACAUAGACAAGGCGGCGACCAACAGAUACAGCUAUGCAGAUACUUUGCUCAAGGAAGAUGUCAUUACGGUCACAAUUGCAAAUUUGUGCAUGAAUCAAGGGAGGGACAACUAUGCAGAUACUUUGCUCAAGGAAGAUGUUAUUACGGUCACGAUUGCAAAUUUGUGCAUGAAUCAAGGGAGGGACGUGAGCAGAGGAGAGAGGAGAGUGGUGGGCCUUGUAGCCCAAGGAGAGAGGAGUGGCCUACCAACCCAAGAAGGCUGGAACGAAGACCAUACUUGUUCUGAAACUUUCCACUACUGUGGAAGGGUUCAAUAUUUUCCACUUCUGUGGCUCAAAAGAUCGAGCUUUGUCAGGAUGUUUUCUCUCAUUAGGACAGGUUUCUGUGGAACUUGGUUUAUUUUGAAUAGUGGGUUCGGUUGAUAAAUAGCUCUCGAGAAUUCAUCAAUGACAUGCUAAAAUUUUCUUCAUGGUACAAUAGUUGGAUCAAAUUCUUACAUUACUAAAUACAAGUCUAUUCUUCAUGGAACAUGGGCUUAGUUUGGUGAUUUGAUGAUUUUAGAAUUUCAACAAUAAAAUUUAAUUUUUUUU